UCAAUUUUACCAAUUGAUAGAAUUAAAUCCAUUCCUGAAAAAAUGGUGGGCUAGUCGAGAAAGUGGUUAGCGCCCAAACACACUUCUGUAGGUCGAUUUUUGUAUUCACUCAGGUCGCCUCCCGUCUGAAGCUGGUGCGCUCGAGUACAGGGAGUAAGCAGAAGCAGGGUAGUUGAUAAAAGAGGAGGAAGAAAUGGUUAGGUUGACGGCGGAUUUGAUAUGGAAAAGUCCUCACUUCUUCAAUGCUAUCAGAGAACGAGAAUUAGAUCUUAGAGGCAACAAGAUUGCAGUUAUAGAGAAUGUGGGUGCCACUGAGGAUCAAUUUGACACUAUUGACUUGUCGGACAAUGAGAUUGUUAAGCUUGAGAACUUUCCUUAUCUUAGUCGAUUGGGUACUUUGUUAAUAAACAACAAUAGGAUUACCCGUAUCAAUCCUGCUAUUGGAGAAUUUUUGCCAAAAUUGCAUAGUUUGGUUCUUACCAAUAACCGACUUGUUAAUCUGGUUGACAUUGAUCCUCUUGCAUCUCUUCCAAAAUUGCACUUCCUUACUCUACUUGAUAAUAAUGUCACAAAGAAACCAAACUAUCGCCUCUACGUCAUCCACAAACUGAAAACAUUGCGCUUGUUAGAUUUCAAGAAAGUGAAAUACAAGGAGCGAAUGGAGGCGCAAAGCCUAUUUGCAUCAAAAGAAGCUGAAGAAGAGGCUAAAAAGCAAUCUGUGAAGACAUUUGUUCCUGGUGAGGUUCCAAGCAGCAAAGAAGUUCCAAAGGAAGAGCAAAUACCUAAAGCGGUUGCCCCCACACCAGAGCAAAUUAUAGCCAUCAAGGCUGCCAUUGUGAAUUCCCAAACUCUUGAAGAGGUUGCAAGGCUUGAAAAGGCAUUGAAGUCAGGUCAGCUUCCUGCAGAUUUGAAGAUUGCAGAUAUUGAUGUCAUAACUGGCAAUGGAGAUGCCAAAUAUGACAAAAUGAUGGUCACGGAUGGUCAAAAUGAAGCUGAUGAGGAGCUGAAAGAUGCUGAGCCUGAACAGAAGACUGAUAACAGUGAACCAAUGGAACAGGAAGAAGGGGUGCCUGAUACUUCAAAUCCUGUUUAGAGCGUGCUUUUUUCUUCUUUCUUGGUGCAAUUUACCGAAUAUAGUAAAUAGAUUGCCGCAGGAUAUGCCAUGCAUCCCCAAAGCUGUUGGGUGUUGAAAUUUUUGUUUGGGCGCAGGAGGAAGAGAGGACUUUUGACUAAUUGUCCUUUUAUUUGUGUUGCUGCUAUCCCUGUAUAAUCGUGCGUGGCUAUCACAUUGGCAAAGGUCUAUGCUCCCCCUUGUGGAGAAGUCACUAGUUUAGAGUAGGGAUUGUGCUGGGCUGGCUGUAACUGGCAGAACCUGCUUUGAAGCAGUCGUUCUUUCUUGUUUGAAACAAAUGUCUGUUUAUAUUCUGCUUGAAUUGCAAAGCAUUCGAUAAUGUAGAGCAUUACGAGGCAUGCUCUUUUCAUGCAUUAGUGGGGUCAGUUAGUGUAGCUGAAAUGAGGAAUGGAGGGUUUUCCUUGCCCCUUUACCAUGGACAACGGUACUCAUCAAGGAUACAAGCAAUGCAAAUUUUCUUGAGCAGUCUCUUUGCUUCCAUCUCUCUGCAUUUUGGGACCUGGAAGACUGCUGCUGCCAAUGAACUAACCUUGUCCAUGCCAUUUAUUCUGAAUAAUUUGGUAUUUCUGGUAAAUUGAAGCUCUAGACUGUACUUCUGCCAAUGAACACAGGAAUUUCUGCUCCCAGUGAAACAUUGCUUUUGGUUUUGAAACAGCAUGUUCUGUAUUAUCAAUCCUUGGAAUGCUAUUUAUUGCCUUAUUUACCAGAAAA
Messenger RNA from Malania oleifera, 1843 nucleotides. RefSeq names its product U2 small nuclear ribonucleoprotein A'. The transcript has 9 exons. Gene Ontology annotation, biological process: mRNA splicing, via spliceosome. Gene Ontology annotation, molecular function: U2 snRNA binding; protein binding. The record is from RefSeq and is a predicted model, not a curated record. NCBI's taxonomy places the organism in Eukaryota, Viridiplantae, Streptophyta, Magnoliopsida, Santalales, Ximeniaceae. Bases 194 to 1093 code for a protein of 299 amino acids.